Messenger RNA from Pocillopora meandrina, 17114 nucleotides. NCBI's taxonomy places the organism in Eukaryota, Metazoa, Cnidaria, Anthozoa, Scleractinia, Pocilloporidae. The record is from the annotation of a GenBank genome assembly.
AUAAACUUUAUUUCACCUCGGUCUGUGUCGUGUCAGCGAGAACAACAAGUACGUAAACUUCAAGGUAAGUACAGCGUUAAAUCAUUGUAUUAUUUUCGCUUUGAGCUGGGAGAGCUGAAGCUAUACCGGAUCGCUUUAGUGGCCGUCGAUAGCUAAUUUCAAAUGACGAAUAUCACAGUUUUGGGAUGACCAAAUUUGUGACAUUAACGUUUUAAAAACUUCCUUUGCUUUUCUUUUAAAAUGUUUCCGGGGACUGAUCUACUCGUUAGUUCCCACCUCGUUUCAAAUGGCCUGAUGUAAUAAUCACUUUGAAUAUGAAAUUUAAAUCUUCUUCCGCCGCUUGCAAAUACAACGAUUCUUGAUAGAUUAGAGCUACUUGACUCAAGUCAGAAAGUUUUCUAGCAUUCUUAAAGAUACAACGUAACGAUAACAAUGAAAACUCGCAUAUCCGGUGGAAAGAUAUUUCUUUUUACGGUCCGUCUUCUGUUCGGGUUUGACCAUUUCCGCAUUUGUCCACAUAAAGUGAUUACAUGGUUUAUGAAUACAUAUGAUAAUAUCUGAGCUAAAAUAAGGAAGGCAUUCUACAAACUUUUACAAACCUCAGUUGGGAUACCGCUCAUACCCUAAAGUGUAUUCAAUUUUUCUCCCCCAUGGUAAUACUUAAAUUAUUUUCAACAUCAUUCGAAGCCAUUCCCACUCUAAUGUGACCGCUUUUAAAAUGACACGCCGGUAUAACCUGACAAAUUACGCGUCCUAUUGGGGUCACUAUCGGGGGUCCCGACUUGUCAAUGUUGUGCGCACUAUUCAUGAUAAACGCAAAAGAAAGACCAAAUCUAAUAAAGAAAACUAAUUGCUCACAUUAUAAUUAUAUACAGACCGAAUGUUUCAUUAAGCGAUUGAAAUAGCAUCAAAAAGCGCCAGAAGACAUGCAUAAACUCUCAGAACGCAUCGUUAAGCGAACAUGUCGGAGCAGGUUUCGUUAUCUUAACCUGCAUAAACUUUUGGAGGUCGAAAACGAUUAAAAACAGUAUAAAUUGUCAUGAUGCUCCUCUCGCCUCUUCUUUGCCUUUUUAUUUUAGUUGAAACCAAAAAACUGUUAAAAACUUGGAACGAAAUUUAUUACUCCGACGCUUCAAUCGAAAAAAAAGGUAAUAUUUCAAUUGUAUUAUUUGACAGUUAACCAAGUUGAUUGUCCUGUUGUGGUUGUUAUCACAAAUCUGUUAAUUAGAUAUGCUAAUCAGUGACAAACGUAGUAUUACCGGGAGGCAUUCACAUUCCGACGAAACAAUACGAAUACAAUUGCCUUAUCUACUCCUCAUCUUUAGACAAACAUGAUGGCUGUGAUAUUUUUAGAAAGAGAUAAAAGUGAAUAAGAAAGGCCUGUAAAAUUUACAGUCGAACAUUUAUAUAUAACUAUUGAAAGAUAUACUAAUCAGGGACAGAAAUAGGAUUAAAAACUCUCUCACCAGGAGACAUUCGCAUUUCGACAAACGACUUCAAAUACAAUUGCCUAAAAAGACUCAAGAGAAAAACCUUGUAUUAAUGUCAAUAUCUGUGCAAAUGUGCACCCACCCAUCCCCCAAACCAACAGCAGUCAACUGAUAACAAAUUAGGCAAAAUGUUGGGUUAGGGGAGGAGUAGGUGUACAGUAGCUGAUCAGAACUGAACUGAGACAGAUCCAAAACCUCUAAACACGUGACUCUUAAACUAAUGUCAGAAAUACUAAUCAGUUUUAGAAAUAAGCUUUAAAUCGCCUGAAGAUAUACACGAAAAGAAAAACAUUUUUUUUUCUAUAUCAUUAUGUUCAGAAUACUCCAAAUAUAAGCUCUAACACAAAUUUAAUUAUCGUCAUUACUAACCCUCAUCAUCACACAAGCACAAACGAGCCUAUCUUGUACAUCCUUUCCCUUCCCCCAAGUCUUCGUUUAGUGUGUUAAGCUCGAGAGUAAGAAGGGGAACUAAAGAAUAAUUCUAUUUAUGCACUCGGCUUUGAGGCGCCACGGAAAACAAAUGUUCGUUAGUCCAAAGGCAGAUGGUUAUUAGUUAACGUUUGUGUUCACAAGGGACACACAGCGUAGAGUAUUUUGCAGUUGAGGAUGCAAUGAUUUGUAUCGCAACCUAAAUUGGAUGUAAAAAUGUCAUAACCUUCAAAUUCAGGCGCAUAAUGCAAUGACGGCGACAUCGUAAAUCCGCUGAGGAAACAAAAAGGAUGCGAAGUUAUUUGAUUGUGUUAGCGCUCGAGCCAACAUUAUGCCGCUGUUUGCAAAUAUAACGAUUCCUGAUAGAUAAAAGCUACUUUACUUAAGUCAGAAAGCUUUGUAGCAUUCUUGAUGAUGCUGUGAGUAUGAUCAUAACAAAUGAAUUCACAUAGCCGAUGGAAGCCAUUUACGUUUAUCAUGGCUCAUUUCCGUUGCUAUUCAACUGCAAAGGAAAAGCACUGCAUUUGCCCGCACAUAGUGAUUCAUGGUUUGUGAAUACAUAGGAUUACAUCUGGGUUGAAGGAAGGAAAGUGUCAAUCCUCAACGAGUGAUGCACACAAUAUUUGCAGCAUGAUGACUACCAAAACUCCAGACAGAAUGAAUCAUUCAGCGAUAGAAAGAGUAUUACAAUUUUUAGAGAGCAUGUACAAAACCUCUUAACGCAUCGUUAAGCAGACAUGUCGGGGCAUGUUUCAUUAUCCAAGGCCUGAAGUUUUGGAAGAUAUAACCUGCAUCAACUAUCGCAACGACUAAUAAGGAAUAGUAUAAAUCAUGAUGAUCCUCCUCCCAACUCUUCUUUGGCGGUUGUUUCAGUUGAGGUCUCAAAAUGUUUCAAAACUGUAAAAAAGAGUCAUCGCUCCGAUGAUCCAGCUCAAGAGAAGUUAAUUCUACAAAACAUACUUCCUUAUUGGAACCCCUUGACCCCUCUUUGGAAGUCUAGCUAAUAUUUAACACCAGGAGCAUCGUUUGUCGUAUCGUGGUUCUUAUCACAAAUUUAUUAAGACUCUUCAGUGCUGUGUGGACGGCAAUACAUAACAAAAUGUAUUGCAAACCGAGGAACAAACUUUCGAGUCAUAAAAACACAAAUAUGGACAAAAUGAAUACUUUGGUGAUGGAAAUAGGAUCAAAAGCGCCAGGGGGCAGAAACAAAGUCAAGAGCACAUUUAAAUGAUAGAAACAUUUGCCAUUUUCGGCAGCAUGACUUUCAAAAAUAAUUCACAUACAAUUUUUUUCCUCUAACUACGUGAACAACCACAAGUUAUUAAGCUUUAACGCAUAAAGAGCAUUUUAAGGAAGCAUUUCACCAAGCUACCAUAUCUGAUGUGUUUCCUCCUUGUUUAAUUAAACUCAGUUGUCCAAACUUAAACAUAAAACCAAUGAUAAGCUAUUGCAAUGAUCUAGUAGAAUAUUUUCAAGUCUCAAACUGAAUUCGGCAUCAUUCGAAUUCCAACACCGCUUCUGUUGGACGGCUCAGAAGAAACGUUGCAAAAGAAAGAAGAAGUUGAAUUGUGUAAAUGUGAUUAUUGAUACAAUUUCCCAAUUUCCAAAGCAGUAUAAACUUGCUUACACAUACAAUCAAAAAAACAAGAAAAAAAAAAAAGACUGAAGAGCAAAACCUUUAAAGUCGUGACUUUGGUAACAACUGACAGAGGUUCUGAUCAUUAACAGGAAUAAGACUAAGAAUACAGACGGUAGGGGGCAUUCACAAACCCACGACCACAUUCUUGAUUAUAGCGAUUUUAUUUCAAGUUACUAAAAAAAGGUUCUUUCUCUUCCGCCAGGCGACCUGGUUCUCACGCCAAUUGUUUAUGCAACAGUAGAUCCAAUGAGUGCCAUCUUAGGACAAAAGAAAAGGGAAAGGCAAGCCAUCUGACUGAUAAACUUUACUUCACCUCAGUCUGUGUCGUAUCUGCGAGAGCAACAAGUAAGUAAACUUCAAAGUAGGUACAGCAUUAAAUCAUCGUGUUAUUUUCACUUUGAGUGAAGCUAUACCGGGUCGCUUCAGUGGCCGUCGAUGACUAAUUUCAAAUGACGAAUAUCAGAGUUUUAGGAUGACCAAAUUUGUGAAAUUAACUUUGUAACAACUUCCUUUGCUAUUCUUUUAUAAUGUUUCAGGGGACUGACUUACUAGUUAGUUCCCACUUAGUUUCAAAUGGUGUGAUCCAAUAAUCAAUUUGAAUAUGAAAUUUAAAUCUUUAUUCUUCCGCCGUUUGCAAUUAUAACGGUUCUUGAUAGAUUAGAGCUACUUGACUCAAGUCAGAAAGUUUUAUAGUAUUCUUGAAGAUACACCAUAACGAUAACAACGAAAACUCGCAUAUCUGAUGGCAAGAUAUUUUCCUUUUAGGGCUUAUCUAUCGCAAUUGUCCACAUACACUGAUUACAUGGUUUGUGAAUACAUAUGAUUAUAAGUGGGCUGAAAUAAUAGGGCAUUUUACAAACUUUUAUAAGCCUCAGAUGGGAUACCGCUCAUACCUUAGAGUGGGUUUAAUUUUCUUCCUAAUUCUGAUACUUUAAUUAUUUUCAACAUCAUUCAGUUCGAAGCCAUUCCCACCCUCAUGUGACGGCUUUUAAAACGACACGCUAAGAUAACCUAACAUAUGGCGCGUCCUAGCGAGGUUUUUAUUAUUACUUUCCGACUUUUCAAUGUCGUGUGCACCGUUCAUGAUAAACGCAAAAGAAAGACGAAAUCUAAUAAAGAAAAAUAAUUGCACACAUUAUAAUUAUUACAGACCGAAUGUUUCAUUGAGCGAUUGAAAUAGCAUCAAAAAGCGCCAGAGUACGUGCAUAAACUCUCAGAACGCAUCGUUAAGCGAACAUGUCGAGGCAGGUUUCGUUGUCUUAAUCUGCAUCAACUUUUGGAGGUCGAAAACGAUUAAAAACAGUAUUAAUUGUGAUGAUGCUCCUUUCGCCUCUUCUUUGGCUUUUUAUUUUAGUUGAAACCAAAAAGCUAUUUAAAGCUCGGAACGAAAUUUAUUGCUCCGACGCUCCAAUCGAAAAAAAAAGGAAUAUUUUAAAACUAUUAUUUGACUGUGGAGCAAGUCGAUUUUCGUAUUGUGGUUGUUUUCAUAAAUCUAUUAAUUAGAUAUGCUAAUCAGUGACAAACGUAGUAUUACCGGGAGGCAUUCACAUUCCGACGAAACAAUACAAACACAAUUGCCUUAUCUACUCCUCAUCUCCUCAGGCAUGAUGGCUUUGAUAUGUUUAGAAAGAGACACAAGUGACUAAAAAAAGCCUAUCCUAGUAAUUACCCCUUUUCCAUCCCCCAUCUAUCCUUUUCUCAAGCCAUUUGUUUAUGCAACUUUAUAUCCAAUAAAUGCUUGCUUAGGACAAAUGAAAAGGUGGGGCUUGUAACCUGAAGGAUAAAAUUUACAGUCGAGACUUCAUAAAUAACUACUGUAAGAUAUACUAAUCAGGGACAGAAAUAGGAUCAAAAAUACUCACACCAAGAGGCAUUCACAUUCCGACAAAAGACUUCAAAUACAAUUGCCUUAAGAAGUUCGAAUCUUUAGAAAAGUAUGUCGGCUGUGUUAUCUUUUAAAGAGAUACCAGUUACUUAUAAAAAGCCUAUCCUAGUAACCUUUUCCUAUCCCCCUCGUGUCCUGUUCUCACGCCUCUUGUUAAUGCAACCUUAUUUCCAAUAAAUGCUAGCUUUAGAAAAGGGGAAGGCUCGUCAUCUAAUGGAUAUAUUUUUUAUGCUUCAGACUGUGUCCGCGUAUCUGCGAGAACAACAAUUUGGUAAACUUCAAGGUAAGUACAACGUUGAACUAUUCUAUUACAUACACUGAAAUUUAUUUUUUAACAACUUCCUUUGCUAUUCGUUCUUAAUAUUUUAAGAGAUUGAUUUACUUGUUAGUCCCAGCCCGGAUUCAAAUGGCCCUGCUCCAAUAAUCAAUAUGAAAAUAAAAUUUAGAUAUCUUUUUUCUGAAUAGUAUCGUCACAAAACUUUGUUUCGUUGGGAGUCUUGCGUUUUUUCUAGUAGUUGUCUGAUUUUAAAAGCCAUAGAGCCAAAAUUGUAAAGCCCUUUGUAAAUCAAACGAUUCCUGAUAGAUAAGAGCUACUUGAAUUAAAUCAGAAGGCAUUGUAGCAUUCUUGAAGAUGCAAUUUAACUCUAAAGCCAACUUCUUUUUUCUUGUUCGACUGCAAAUGAUCGCCUCCUCAUUUGCCCGCAUAGGAGUGUCGAAACGUUGACCAUACGGCAAUGCUGCACCUACACUAAAGAAGUUGUUCUCUAUUAAAAUCCCUAUUUGAGUUUAACUUGAAUCAGAUGACAAAAUUCACUCGUUUUCCGAUCAGUUUGAACGGCUCGACGAUCGCGACGAUGGCCUCGGCAAUCUCCGAGGGAAGGAGCAACUUGCAGUGAGACUGUCCGUUAAUUUUUCGGUGAAAAAUCAUCGUGCCUCGUGAUACAGCUGAUUCUUUCGUCAAAAGUUCGCUUUUGGUUUACUAAAGAAAUUUCUCUGCAGCAACAAACUCUAGAACACUGACCGAGAGGAACCUUCGCCGCACAUGGUGCGAAGGAAUAAAAUGUUAUGGCAACAGAAACGGUAAGAGAUACUCGUCCUUCACUUACAGUUCGCCUUAGAAAACAAAACACAAACGCAGCAAACUAAACAUACAGUAACGGGAACUUUUUUGUUCUAAUCUUAACCUAAACACCACAGGCGAGAAACCGUCUUUGUCAGUCAAAAUCUUCGUUUGAUGCAACGCGUUUCUCCUUCGGAGGGCUGAACAGAACUCGCAACUUCCAUUUCUUCUCUACUACUUGAGUACGAUGUACCACAACUCUGAGUAGAGCUUGCUGAAGGGAGAUAUACAUCACUAUCGCACAUUAUUUCAAAGAAUAUUUAAACGCUGACUGAUACAAAAGUACAAGAGAUGUGAAAAAUUGGUAGCUGUUAAGUGAGAGUUUUCACAAUUUUCUAUGUCAUCACCCGCUAAUUCGUUACCAGUCCACGGGACACUUUCAAGACAAAAUAAGAGUACUUUAGGGCCCGUGAAAACGAUUUUUAAGUUUUUUGAAACUUUUAAGAAAGAAAGGAAUCGGAGAAGGAAUAGAGGUCAGCCUUUGCCUUUGGCCAUUUUUUUAGGGUGUUAUGCGAACGUCAGCGUGUUUUCGCGGGAAAUUAAAGAACCCCCCACAUAUCUCAGUUCUAAAAAUAAAAAGAUACGGAACAGGGUUGACAACAACCUGGAAAUAGGAUCAAAAACGCAGAAAACCCACAGAACGCGUCAUUAAGCAAACAUGUAAGGACAGGUUUCGAUAUCUUAAGCCUGACGUUUAAGAAAGAAAAAAAAAACCCUGCGUCAUCUUUCGGAAGGUCGCAAACGAUUUAAGAUAGCGUAAUUUCUGAUGUUCCUCUUCCUUCCUCUUCUUUGGCUGUAACAGUGAGAACUUCAGUAAUUUAGAAAGCUUCGUUAGCACAGUAUUAAAACAUUGCAUUGUUAAUCUGAAUAGGUCGCUCAACCGUCGACAGUUAGUUUUAGAGGAAGAGUAUCACAAACGAACAACUUGACAAAAUCGAAGUUCAUUUUGUUUCCCAUUUGCGCACCAGGAUCUACUUACUAGUUGCAGUAGAUGAACCAUAACGGAUUUCAAACUCCAGACUGUUUAGGAAUUCUCUUAUUGCUUGCCAUUAGAAGAAAUCUUACGUUUUCUUCCAAAAGGAGACGAGUUUGAGUCGAUGAGGUGUUUCAUAUCUGUUUGUUUGCUUAAAUUGGGCCUUGUGGCAUACGCACACACAACGAGUUUUUGGGGACAAUUUAAGAAUUAUUUGCAUUGUUUGUUUCUUAAUCCUUAGCCGCAGAAUGAACCGAAUGAAGCUGGAUCAUAAACGCUUUAUUUUGUUUAUCAGGUCGCGGAUCUCGUGUGCCUAAUGAUUCAUAAAUCCCGUGCUUGAGAUUUUAACAGUGUUAAAAUCUUAAGCACAUUUAUAUUAAAUGAAUUUAUUAUUUAAAACUGUAUGACUACAGACAAAAUGUAUAAUUUGGUGAUGGAAAUAGGAUCAAAAGCGCCGAAAACCCACAGAACGCGUCAUUAAGCAAACAUGUAAAGGCAGGUUUCGAUAUCUUGAGCCUGACGUUAAAGGAAAAAAAAGGCAAAAACCCUGCGUCAUCUUUCGGAAGGUCACAAACGACUUAAAAUAGCGUAAUUUCUGAUGUUCCUCCUCCUUCCUCUUCUUUGGCUAUUUAUUUUUUAGUUGAGACUUCAAAAUUGUUUAAAACUGUGAAACAUGUCGUUGCUCCAAUGCUCCAGAUAAGAAGUUAAUUUUACAAACUAUACUUCCUUGUUUAAACCUCCUGACCUCAUGUGGAAACCAGGCAAAUUGCUUUUCCUGUUGUGCUUAUUAUAAAAAAAAAAAGCUUUUAAAGACUCUUCAGUGUUGUGCACGUGAACUAUGUAAUACAUGCAAAAAAACAAAACAGUGAAAACGGAAGAGCAAAACUGCACAUUAACGCAAAAAUUUGUCCACAUUGUUUUUAAUUCAUAUCUCAACAACUAUUUACAGGAAUAACACCUACAAUAUGUCAUUUUAAAGUGUAUAAAAUGGGCUUCUCAGGAAAAAAAAAUUCAUCAUUGAAACCCAGGACUUUCCUAAAAAGUAAAAUUUAAAACACAAAAUAAGUAAGACAUAGUGUAAAACUUGAGGUAAAAGUCACUUUUCCUCAUAGGUAUUGGUUAAUCAAGAUUAAUUGAUAGCAGAAGUUAAUUAUUAACAUGUCAGCAACAUUUCCUGAAAAUCUGAAAGAAAAAGAAUAAAUAAUGAAUUUUUUAUGAAUUUUUUUGUGUAAGAUUUAAUGACCAAAGGUAAUAAAGGCUACGAAGACGCAAAACCUAUGCUAAGCAAAAGCGUAAAGCACGAAAAAAUACAAUUACAUAAUAACUUGAAAUCCUGGUAGCUACAAAGGUUGUUAUUGUUGUUGUUGCAUGACGUAGGCGACCUGAUGUCAUUAUUUGUCGAUAACUCCAGAGGAAACGGGUAUUCUUGUUAUCUGUGCUCGUUUUUCUAAGGCUACAGGAAGUCUUUUCAACAAUUUGUCUUACAACUGCGUAAGCAACAUCACGUCAGUAAGCUUCAAGGUAUUCGAAGACUCGACUUACACUAAUGGUAAAGUAAUGACGUAGAUAAACUAAAAAAUAUGUAACAUAUUUCUGCCUUCUGUUAGCCAAGCAGAUUUUCAGGGUUGGACUUUUCUCCAGUUCGUCAGUUCAGCCGAGCUGUUCUAUAUUUUCCGUUUCCCUUCCAUCCCUCUUCGCUCUAAACCUUCCGUCACAUAUUACGAGAAGUCGCCGCUAUUAUCAGAUGGUAUGAGAGAAUUAAGUUCGCAGGGUUAAUUAACAGUUGAAAAAAUGAAUAAAAAAAUAGCUUUUGCAGCAAAUCAAACUGUGCAUUUUACAUUGGACGUUUGUGUUCGGAUGAAAGGAAACCUCAAAUGGGUAAAGUUAUUGUGUAAUAUUCACUCAAUAUGGCGUAAAAUGCAUUUAGGUCCCAAUCAGAUGAAUUUCUCUCUAAACUAAUUUAAAAUAUCUUUGUUUUUUUGCUUGUUCUGCAAUGUGAAGUAAAACGUAGACGCAUCAAGUUCCAGAAAUGCCCUUCUAAGUACCCUUCUUUUGAAAGACGAAAGAGCGUUUUCUUUUUAAUCAGAGGUUCCAGCGUUUAAGAACGAUCAGUAUUUCUUCGUCGUUUCCUAAUCUCACUAGAAGAACAAUUAUCACACUGAUAAAAUAGUAUAUGGAAUACCUCAUUCAUUUUGUUUUUUAGAUUUUGUUUUUAUUUAUUUAUUUUUUAAUGUUUAGUACUAUAUUCAUUUAACUAUAUUUUUACUGUAGAUAAAUCUAAUGUUUAUAGAUAUAAAGAUGGAUUCACAAAGAGUUGAUGCCGUCGAAAUGCAUGAACACGAAACAAAGGGAGCUUCUGAAGGGGAUGUUUCUUCAAAAAAAACAAAGAGGGUAAGAAAGUCUUAGAUGAAUAUCAGAUCAAAACAGCACCAAACUUAGUUCAUGAACAAUUGCCACCUCCUGACAUCCAUUUUGAAAUAGAAAAAUUAAAUCCCCUAAACACUGGGUUUUAUUCAGAACUAGGGUCGUCUUGUCUAGUGUGCGUCUCUCUUUCUCAUUUAUCUAUAAAACUAUAAUUAUAAUGAUAAUUAUAAACAAUUAUUCACCGAAGUGGAAGGUAGAAGUGAUGAAUAGUUACCUGGACGCAUCGCGGCACAGUAAUAGUAAUACUCAUAGUAUUAUUAAUGCUAACUAAUCUUUAUCAUCGCUAUUUAUAAGCAUUAUUCAUUAGCAAUAUUCAUAAGCUAGAUUCAUUAGCAUUAUUCAUAAGCUAGAUUCAUUAGCAUAAUUCGUUGGCAUUAUUCAGUAUUAAUGAAUAACGAAUGCUGAAUAAUGAUUUGAUAAUGGACAAUGUUUCAUGACGUCAAGGUCUGGACAAAACUGGCGCUGGCCCGGAUUAGAAUGGAUCAGAUUUUAAAUUUUGUUAUUAUUUCCGCUGAAUAUUAAAAAAAACCUUUCAGUUCACAUUUUCUACUUAAAAUUUAUAUUUCCUGAAUCAUAUCAUCUUAUUUAAUUACAGCUUUAAAUCGCUUAACCUAUUAUAAUUGUCUCUGAAGGAAAAUCUCCACAAGUUAAUGAAAAGUUCCAUUUAGUUCCAAUUUAAGACAAAACGCAAAGAAACAAAUUUAACUUCCAUUUUCUCGUUUUAUGUUUAAUGACACACCCCACUCCCCUGAAAAUUUUUCUAGGGGAGCCCAGAUGGACACUGGUUGAUAGCCCUGUCCCUGUAGAGCAUGUUGAUACCCACAUCCCGCAGCAGCAUUCCUGGUCAGUUUUACUAGUUUUGGCUGCAUUCUAGGAACUCCCAUGAAACCUUUGUACUUCUUUCCUGAAAAUAGCAGUAUCCAGGCCUUUGAUCCACUUGCUCCUCGAAAAAGGGAUGCCAUUUCCCACCUUGAUGCAAUUGUAUCAAAGAAUUAUUCAUUUAAUACAACGGAUGAUGAAAGGAGGACUAGGGAAAAGUAGGAACACAACGGGAAAUGAGCCACUUGCCGACUCAGAUUGUCCGUGAUAAAUGUAGCUAAACUGUCGGUGAAUUAUAAUAGUUAAUAAAUGGGAUUAAUCUUCAAGUUCGUAACAAGCUAUCCCCCGGCACAUUCUUCUAAUAUUUUUUUAUUGAUUCUUCCGAGUAAAUGAAGAAACUGUGAAAUAAAAGGAAAGCUAUAUCUUCCUAUCUUAUGCAAAAAUACUUAAAUUUAAAUAAUCUCAGCCAAGUUUCGAUUUGGAGAGCAGUAUGCUAAUCUUUGAGCUAAUGUGUUACUCAAAAAAGGGUAAGCAAUGAAAUUGAAGGCAAAUCAUGUUUUAGACUUAAUCAAGAUAUCUUGAGACUGUUACAAUGGACUGAUACAACCGUGUAACAUUUCCCGGUUAAAAAGAAGAGAGGAAUUCAGUUUACUUGCUCAUUGAAUCUCGUCUACUUUUGUAGGGUCGGAAACGGAAGCUGCUUUUGGUUGCAAUGGGGGGGGCACUGGUCCAGAGCCUCGCCGCUCUAGUUUGUAGUGUGGUUGCACUUUCCUCGAGGAAUGGGUAAGGUUUAAAAAAUCUUCCUAAUUCAAACCUAAUAUUUAGUCAGUUAAGUGGAUGGUUUGUCUCCUACUCAUUGAUAAUUGUAAAGGUACUAAACCAACAGUAACCUUUAUGUAAGUUUUUUUUUUUCAGAAUGCAAGCAUAACUUUGUAUUUUAAAUUUUUAAGCACCGAUGAAAAGCCUCAUCCAGUGAAGAUCAAAACGACAUAUCAACUAUGGAACCUUGGGCAAGGUGGUUUCGUUGUGUUGAAUAAAAAUGGUACCGUAGAUUGCAAAGGGACUAUUGGGGCCCCUGCGAGUACGUAGAUUGAUCUCUUUUUUACUAGUGCAACUAUGAACUGCCCAUAUCUAAUUUAAUGUUUGUGAGUAUCAUCUUUGAAAAAGCUGUCGGGGUUUAAGUAAGGUACCAUUCAGCUCACAAACGCCUACACUGAGACCGCUUUACUAAAAGUCCAAAUCGAUAUUCUCGAUGCAAUAGAUGAGAACAAGUGUGUUUGCUCCUCAUGUUGGCCAUGUUCAUUGGGUUGGAUACCAUCGAUUGCAAACUUUUCGGAUAGAUCGUGAAAUCGUUUUAAAUUAAGAGGAGGUGAUGAUUGAUGGUAAGGAGUGAGUCUGUAGUGAACUCAGUGAUGAUACCUAAGUUUACUUUGCUUGAGGCCCAAGAAAGUCGCCCAAAAGCUUCCUCGGCACGCACAUAAGCAUGUGCACGUCAUGCCGAAUCAAAGAAAAAGCUGAGCCACUUAUUCUGAGUGGAGCCAUCUUCAUAUUCCUCACAUUUUUUCAGUGACAGAGCCGUAGCCGAAAGCUCGCGGAAAUCUUCCAGUUUCAUUGAGGGUGAAUUGUAAAGGGAAAGUGACAGCUUAUCCAUUUAGAUAAACCAUUUACUGUAAUUCGAGGAAAUCAAACAAAACAGCAGGAAAUAUAGGUGUGCUUUGGCCGAGAAACGAUUUAGUUUGCUCCUCUAUCUCGAUGUUUACUUUUGCGGUCUAACAAAUUUCCCAUCUGAUUAACGGGUUCUCCAAAGACAAAUUAAACGCAAAUCAAAUUAUUGCGCGCGUUCUUUAAGAAAGAAAAACCAAAACAAAACAAAUGUAUGACAAAAACAAAUGCUACAGAUCCGACAGUCUAUAAAUCUGUGCAGUGGUCAUGCUGCAAGCCAUACAAUAGUUAACUGGCUGACGAGUCAAGUCUAAAGGUUACAUGAUGUUUCUAGUUUGAAUGGCUUCAGAUUUUAUCACCGGAGUAACGUUACCUAACCAUUCUUGACGCUGAAGAAAAUCCGGAUAAGCUACUCGACUCGACUCCUUCUUCCAUCUAAGUUUGCAGUUGAUGUGCCAGCAUAGUAAUUUCGUUCGAUGCGUUCUCGUCUCUUCGUGCGCUCCUUUUUACUUACUUAUUGAUUUACUUUAUUAAGAGUUAUUGCCAGAAUUUAUAAGUAUGGAGCUACGCUUUGUGCGCGCUGCUAGCUCUGCAUUAACUUGUCUCCGUCGCUGUGUUUUUUAAAUAUAUGUAAUUUUAGUCUCUUUUCUUUGAAUCGUAGUUAGGUCUUAUGAUAACACAACUGGUGCUUGCACAAACUGCAUUGCCCUUGGCGUCAGCAAUUUAUUACUGGUAGGGGAUGCAGCAAGCAGAGCUAUCAAAGCAGAGGUAAGAAAUGAAUAUUUACUUACUCAUUCACCCACUCAAACGGCACUCAUUCUUCACAAACCAAUUCUUAAACCACACUUAAUCUAUAUUAUGUGUUAGGUGUAGAACGAACCUAUCCUCUCUGACGGGUAGAAUUAGAUCUCGAGAUGAAGAAUGUAAUUAUUUGGUUUACUUUCCAACGUAAAAAUGAAUGAAUGCCAAUCGGCAAGGCGAGUUGGAUUUUCUAACCAUAACGGUUAUAGUAAUCCAUAAUUUUAACAAAAGAAGCUGGAUAAUAGCAAAGAAGAGAUAUAAAUGAACCUUGUGUCCAAUAGGGAGAACCUUGCUUACUAAAUUCAGUUAGGGUGAUUGAGCGCUGUGUGGUUGUUACAGAAGAAGAGAUAUGUUACUUUUCAUCUACCCGAAAAAAAUAAAAUCUUAGUGUGAAUUGUUUAGCUCGGUUCAGGAGAAAGGGGCGUCUCCAGGUUAAUCUUGCUUUAGUCAUCAUUGGAACUGUGACGUACAUUCAUUGACUUUAAAUAUGGCAAGCAGAUGUGUUACUCGUUAUCUUCCGCAAAAUUUGGAAAUAAGAUAUAGACAAUAUGAUAUAAUUUUGUAUGUAGUUUGAGUAAAAAAAUAAAAAUAUACUACCAAGUGGCUGAUUCGUCAGUUGAAAAUUUCGGUUGGUUUUUCCCUUUUCCCGGAGCUCUCGGGGCGAUUCGGAAAUAUCCUGAUCCUAAAAAAAGUAAAACGCUAUAUUAGGCAUGUUUCUUGUUAAUGGUUCGUCUCAUUGUUCCCUUUAAAGUCUACAGUUGCCCACUUCGAAUUCACGUAAGAAAAAAGGUUGCGCAAGAUCUAAAAUUGUUCAUAAUUUCUGUGCACAGUUCUCACGGUUGGCUCUCUCUCCCAUCUCUCGAAGAUAAUGAAGUCUUUCUUGAUUCUUAUUAAGGGAAAUCUUUUUGUUAUAUAAUAAAUCCCUUAUUAUUAUAAUAAUAAUAAUGAUAAUAAUAAACAAUCUUUAAGGAGGAAGCGCCCGUCACGUAAAUACGUGGUUUUCAGGGAGGUCCUCCGUAAAAAAUAAAAAGUAUUAAAAGCUAAAAUAAGAAAUACAAAUGUCACAGAUCUAAAAUAUAAAAUAUAAGGCGUUUAUCUAAAAAUUUUUAUCCAUCAUUUAAAAUAUUUAUCCAUUAAGAAUUUUGUAAGGUUUUCCUUAAAUUGUGCAUGGCACAUGGCAUGGCACAAUUAUUGACCAAGCUUGCUCAGUCAAGAUGGCUUGAUUUUACCCUUGCUGUUACUCUUUUGUGCGUUUUUUAUGGCCCUCGACUCCGUCCAUAUAAAAGCAACACCCGCCCACUCUCUACCCAUAUUGACCUCAUCCCUGGUCAAUAACGCAUGUGUAUUAUCAUUCUCUUUGUUGGCUACUAAUGACGUCCCUUCGCUAAACUGAGCACGCCUCAUUUAGCCAAGCGAAGCGCGUAUUAUAUUGCUCCGUGGCGUGACAUUGGCAGUGAUGAGCUACAAAUACUAAAAAAAGAUGGAGUCAUCCCUUUCUACCUGGUGCAGCAAUUUUGAUACUGCACUUUCUGUCCGUGUUUUAGCCUGUGUCUAUAUUGCAGCACCGUGGUAUUUCUUGCGGGUCUCGUUGCCGUAAUAUGGCAUAGUAGUGAAAUAAUAAUAAUAAUGCGCGCUUAUUAAGGAUAGAGGAUGAUUGUUUUUAAUUCAAAAUUAUCUUCUUCACCUUCAAUUUGCAAGAAUAUAGGAAAAAUUAAUGGAUACGAUGAAUCUUUUGCGCCUGAUUACUUCUGGAGCUUCACGAUGUUCAAGCACCAUAAUAGCGGCCUCUACGUGGGAUGCGACAACUCUGGAAAAGCAACACUGCUUGGAGAUACGGCAGUUGAGUAUCCAGAUCCUCGAACUCUUUUUGUCCUUACCAAAAUUAACUAACUUCAAAAGACAACUGAUGAAGAAUCAUGGCCUUUCACGAUUUUUCACUGCAAAGUCAGCUUUUAUGCAACAAUUACUUUUUGGGAAGGUAUUUAAAUUUCAAUAUUAAAACUAGUAUACAGAUGUCUUGCAUAAAUAUAUGUCCGACAUUAACUUUAAUCGUAUCAAGAGACAAAGGUUGAACAGGCCAAAGGUUUACUCUGGCCUUCAUGGUAUACUCAUUGUUAUCAUGGAAUUGAUAUGAUCAGUAGGAUACGCAAGUAUACAUAGAAGAGCUCCAGCUCUAAAAUCUAGUUGAACCGGCACUCAUCGUCCUUAAUCUGUUGCAAAUCAACUGCAUAAUGCACUCCUAUCACAAACAGUUUAUAUGAAAUUGUUUUAUCUAAUCUGCGAAUAAGAAGGAUGAUGACAUAUUGAUCAACUGGUCAUCAUUCCCAGGUUAGAACAUUUUCAGUUUUUAUAUAUACUGAUUGUCAUCUGCUUCCCUAAUGAGGAACAAAGUAGAAACGAAGAUUUCAGUUAGUAACACCGCCUAACUAGUUUAUAAAAGGCACGGAUUGACUACCAGUCUCAGUCUGAAGUCUAGUUAGAUUUAUUCUUAUUACUGAGUUAACUUUUAAAGAUAAGUUAAAAAAUUGUUUCUUUAAUUAUACGAAAGUAACACAACUAUAUAUCUUCAAGAACUUAAAAUGUAUAACAGUGCUUUUAAUGUGGCGUCAACGUUUCUCGCGCUAUUUUUUUUAUAAUGUUUAAAGCAUUUAGUUUCAAAAUCUAAAUUGAAAGAACUUUGGACAUGAGCGUUCUUACUAGGACACUGGUUUCAGCUGUUUUGUAAUUCCGGAGGGACAAACCUCUAAAUGUCUAAACAAACUUGGAAUUUUCCACUACCAUGAAAUUUGCCUUUCUCUAAAUCAAGUGAAACAAUCUAUCAAAGAUACUUGAAUUUACAAGCGUAUGUUUCAUGCCUAUUAGUCCAAAAGUUCCAUACAAAGACAGACAAAAAUGGGAGAAAACGUCAUACGUAAACCAUAGUUUUCAUAGAAAAAAAAGAGGUUUUCCAAGCUGCUAUUGCUGCUGUUAAAGAUAGUUAAUAUAGAAAUUGCAAUUUGGGUGGCUGAGAAACACGAUUUUAUUUUCAGUUGUCAGACGCUGUUGAGACGUUUGUUUAUUUUUAACGUGUAUUUGCACGUAUGCAAAAAGCUAGACACAAUUUUUCACGAGCCAAAACCCACCCAUCAUUCUAAGGGUGUUUUAUAGCAUAUACAUUUGAUAUUCUUUUUAGCGCACGAAAAAUUGUUGAGAAUAAGUUGUUAUUUUGUUUGUAUCUUAAAGAAGGUCCUUGACUUUCAUAUGAGGAGAUUGUGUGGCCAUUGUGGGGGUAUACCAUGGGAGUAAGGAAUCGGUCAUUAUUUAUCACCAAUGGUGGGGGGGGGAGAUGGCAGGGUUGAGGAUUUGGUUGUGUCACAAUAGAAUUUGUCUGACCCUCCCUUGAGGCUUUAUAGUUUUCCAAAGACAGCAUGCCCUCUAUAUUUUGUUAUAGACGGCUGACCUCCCCCCUCCGGUGAUAAAUAAUAACUUAAUAAUGAUAAAAAUAAAAGAGAGAGACUGUUUUAACUAAAAUAUUUCUUCGGCCCACAUACCUAAGUAUGCUGGUGGGAAAAGAGCAUUGAAGGUCCCUUGCUUAUGGUUGCAUACUUAACCAAACGGAUCACGGUUCUAUCGUUAGCUUGUUCAGAAUUAAACCUCUGGAUACAAAAUGCUGAACAGACGUUCGUUUACACCUAUUAAAUAAGCUAGACGACCGAUCUCCUUGUAAAUAUACGCAUUAGUAGUCAAAAACGAGUAUCUCAACCAGUGAAAAAACUGUUUGCAUGUUAAUUACAAUUUAUUGUAUUGUAAUGAUUUUCUAACUUUAAAUUAAAUUAAAGGUCAUGCUUAGCCGUCGAAGAUGAGUUUUUCAAUAAAAUUUAUACUACACUGUG